AUGAUCGAGUCCUUAUCCAAAUCUAAGUCUGAGCGCACGGUGACACAGGGUGAGCGAGAUAUGGCCGCGCGGUUAGCAGCGGAGGCGACGGAAAGAGCGGCGCGAGCGGCGCAAGUGGCAGAAUUGGAGGCAACAAACGCGCACUCAAAUGGUAGGAACAAUGAGCGAUGGAAGAAACUCGAUAUCCCAGUGUAUAAUGGCGAAGAAGGUGCGUUUGGCUGGGUCAAUAAACUUGAGCGUUACUUCCGAAUCAGAGGUGCUGAAGAGAAUGAGAAAUUACAAGCAGUAAUUGUGGCACUAGAUGGCAAGGCAUUGAGUUGGUAUCAAUGGUGGGAGACUUGCAACCCAAAUGUGAGUUGGGACGGGUUCAAGGUUGCUAUUAUAGAGAGGUUCCAAUCAGUUGUGGCUCAUAGCCCUUUUGCAGCCUUGCUAGCACUGAAACAGGAUGGUACAGUUGAGGAAUAUGUUACUCAGUUUGAGAAGUUUGCGGGGAUGGUGAAUGGCGUGGGCGAAGACUACUUGAUGGAUAUAUUUUUGAAUGGAUUGAAGGAAGAAGUGGGAGCUGAGGUGAAAUUGUAUGAACCUCAGCACUUGUCCACCAUGAUGAAGAAGACCCUGAUGAUAGAUCAGAAGAAUCAAGCAGUGCUUAAAACUGGUGGAGCUACUUGGAAUAAAGGAGGAAGCACUUAUAAGAGUCCAACUUACACUAGAACUGUGUCUGUGGACACUGGUCAGAAAUCUGGUUUUAAAGGUCCAAAUUCUCCAAGUACCUCGGUGGGAUCUAACAAUGUGGUGAACUCUGAGAGAAGUUUCAAUAGGGGUAGAACUGGAGGAUUCAAGAGGUUAUCAGAAGCAGAGAUGCAAGAAAAACUUAGGAAAGGAGAAUGUUUCAAAUGUGAUGAGAAGUUUGGACCCAAUCAUGUUUGCAAAAACAAACAAUUGAGGGUCAUGUUACUUGAGGAAGAUGAAGAAAUAGAGGGGACAGAAGAUGAGGAAACAAUUACAGAGGACCGAGGAGACUUGGUGGAGUACAAACAACUGUCCUUGAACAGCAUUGUGGGGUUUACUUCCAGGAGAUCAUUGAAAGUUUGGGGUACUAUAGGGACAGAGAAGGUGGUGGUGCUAGUUGACUGUGGGGCUACCCAUAAUUUUAUAGCUCAGGACUUGGUGGAAAGAUUACAACUCACUGUGCAGGAAACACCUACUUAUGUGGUUGAGGUUGGAGAUGGCCAUAAGGUGAAGUGCAGAGGCAUGUGCAAUGGGGUGAAGGUGCAAAUACAGGGAAUUGAUGUUCAUCAGAAUUAUUACUUAUUUGGCUUGGGAGGGGAGGAUGUCGUACUGGGCUUGGAGUGGUUAGCAUCAUUGGGAGAGAUUAGAGCAAAUUUUGAAAAAUUGACUCUGAGAUUCAAUUUGAAUGGCCAGCAGAGGUUAUUAAAGGGAGAACCAGAAUUGAUUAAGGGAAAAGCUCCCCUUAAUUCAAUGUGGAAGGCUCUGCACCAGCAAGGAGAGGGUUAUAUGGUACAAUGCAAGGUGGUAGAAGCAACAGAAGAAUCAAAACUGCAUUGUCCAGCAGAAUUGGCUCAGGUGUUGGCUGAGUUCCAGACUCUCUUUGAGCCAAUCCAAGGACUGCCACCUCCAAGGAGACAAGAUCAUGCAAUACACUUAAAAGAGGGAGCUGAUAUUCCACAUUUAAGACCGUACAGGUACCCUCAUUACCAAAAAACUGAAAUAGAGAAAAUGGUUAAUGAGAUGUUGAACGCUGGAAUCACUAGGCCAAGUGUAAGUCCGUACUCUAGUCCAGUCAUCUUGGUAAAAAAGAAAGAUGGAAGCUGGAGAUUUUGCGUUGACUAUAGGGCCCUUAACAAGGUGACAGUGCCCAACAAAUUUCCAAUUCCAGUGAUUGAUGAAUUGUUGGAUGAAUUGGGGAUGGCAACUAUUUUUUCUAAAUUGGACUUGAGGUUCGGUUACCAUCAAAUCCGAAUGAGAGAAGACGAUGUAGAGAAAACAGCCUUUAGAACUCAUGAGGGACACUAUGAGUUUGUGGUUAUGCCAUUUGGGUUGUCCAAUGCUCCUUCUACCUUUCAGGCAUUAAUGAAUGAGGUUCUGAAACCCUUACUCAGGAAAUAUGUCUUGGUGUUUUUCGAUGACAUUUUGGUGUUCAGUUUGACUAUGCAAGAGCAUCAACAACACUUGGCUCAUGUCCUGUCUUUAUUGGAGCAGAACAGUUUGAAGGUGAAUGGUAAGAAAUGCACAUUUGGACAGACAAGAUUGGAAUAUUUGGGGUAUGUGAUCCCUGCUGGAGAAGUGGCAGCAGACCCCAAAAAGCUGGAAACGAUGUGGACUUGGCCGAUUCCCAAGGAUAUUAAAAGUCUUAGGGGAUUUUUGAGAUUAACAGGAUAUUAUAGAAGGUUUGUGCAAGGUUAUGGACACAUUGCAAGACCCCUCACCCAACUUUUGAAGAAGGAUUCUUUCCUAUGGAGUGACGAAGCACAGAAGGCAUUCGAGCAAUUGAAGGAAGCCAUGACUAUGUUACCAACACUAGCAGUCUCUGACUUUACAAAAACCUAUGUGCUGGAAACUGAUGCCUCAGGUACAGGCUUGGGAGCUGUGCUAUUACAGGAGGGAAGGCCCUUGGCUUAUUGGAGUGCUACUUUAUCUGACCGGAAUCAACGAAAGUCAGUAUAUGAGAGGGAGCUUAUGGCAGUGGUUAAGGCAGUCCAAAGGUGGAGACACUACCUAUUAGGCCACCAUUUCAUCAUUAGAACCGACCAAAAAGCUUGA
Lotus japonicus is the source of this 2781-nucleotide messenger RNA. RefSeq lists its product as uncharacterized. Lineage: Eukaryota; Viridiplantae; Streptophyta; Magnoliopsida; Fabales; Fabaceae. The transcript has a single exon. The record is from RefSeq and is a predicted model, not a curated record. Bases 1 to 2781 code for a protein of 926 amino acids.